This is a messenger RNA of Didymodactylos carnosus, 1959 nucleotides long. Lineage: Eukaryota; Metazoa; Rotifera; Eurotatoria; Philodinida; Philodinidae. The record is from the annotation of a GenBank genome assembly.
AUGUCCAGACUCCCACGUUUGUUAAUUCCUCAACAAUUACCAACCCAUUUUCUCAGAAUAUUGCGUGAAAAGUUUGAAUGUGAUUAUCAUGAUAACUCUCAGCCAAUGCAACGAGACGAAUUACUCAAGCAAGUUGAAAAAAAUAGUCCGAAUGCUAUCCUGUUCACUUUAACAACUCAGGUUGAUAAAGAAAUCUUAGACAGAUGUGGAACAAAUUUAAAAGCAUUAGCCACAAUUUCGGUUGGAUAUGAUCAUGUUGAUAUUGCUGAAUGCAAAAAACGAAAUAUUCCUGUAGGAUACACACCAGGCGUUUUAACAGAUUCAACAGCGGAUUUAACUAUAGGAUUACUGAUAGCUACGGCAAGAAGAUUUGAAGAAUCUAUACAAUCGGUUCGCCACGGUCAGUGGGGUCUGUGGCAACUCAUGAAUAUGUGUGGAAAAUCUAUAACAGACUCAACCGUCGGAAUUGUGGGACUUGGACGAAUAGGAAUGGCGGUUGCUCGCCGUCUGAUACCAUUUGGUGUGAAGGAAAUACUGUAUACUGGAAACAGUGAGAAAACAUUUAAAGAAGAAGCGGAUAAACGAUUAUUUUCAUACGUUAAAUUUUUCGAUUUAUUAUCUCAGUCUGAUUUUGUUAUUAUCACAUGUGCGUUAAAUGAGAAAACUAAAAAUUUAUUUGAUAUUGAAGCGUUUAAAGCAAUGAAAUCAGAUUCAAUUCUAAUAAAUACUUCCCGAGGACCAGUUGUUGACCAAGAUGCUCUUUACGAAGCAUUAUCCAAUGGUCAAAUACAAGCGGCUGGCCUCGAUGUUACUGUGCCAGAGCCUCUACCUCCAACACAUAAACUAUUAACGCUGAAAAAUUGUCUUAUUCUCCCACAUAUUGGAAGUGCUGAUGUAACAACACGAAUGAAAAUGGCUCAAAUAAGUGUCGAUAAUUUAUGCAAUUAUUUCGAGGAUUCAUUUACGUUCCAUGAGAAAAAAACGCAUGGUGUUUUUAAAUAUGUAAAUGGACAUUGUUUUGACGUUGGUUAUCGUUAUUCUGAUUUAAAAUAUUUGGGUGAUGGUGCAUUUGGUAAAGUUGCUUCUGCCUAUGAUAAUGUGACAGGUGAAAAUGUUGCAAUUAAAAAAAUUCAAUUACCAUAUGCUAAUCGAUUGUAUUGGACACGAACAAUUCGUGAAUUAUGUAUUCUUCAUGCAAUAAAACACGAUAAUGUGGUGCGACUGUUAGAUUGCUUCACAAAUGCAAAUUGUGCAGAAAACAUCGAAGAAGUUUAUUUUGUAUUUAAUCUAAUGGAUAUGGAUUUACAUGAAAUAAUAAGAAAACAUCGAAAUGAAGGCGAUACAUUAACAUCAGAACAUGUUCAAUUUUUAAUGUAUCAACUCGUUAGAGGAUUGAAAUUUAUUCAUUCAGCAAAUAUAAUGCAUAGGGAUUUAAAGCCUUCAAAUAUAUUUGUUACAAAAGAAUGUGAUUUGAGGUUAGGUGAUUUUGGUCUUGCAAGAAUACCAGAAGCAGAUGGAGGACAAAUGACGGAAUAUGUUACAACUCGUUGGUAUCGGGCUCCAGAGUUGAUGCUUGCUAGUGGCUAUUAUGAUAAGAGUGCUGAUAUAUGGAGUGCUGGUUGCAUAUUCGGCGAAUUAUUACGUGGACAACCACUAUUUCCCGGUACCCAUUAUGCAAAUCAACUGGAUUUGAUAUUUGACUGUAUCGGUUAUCCAAAAGAUCCACAACAAGAUCUGCAAUGGUUACCCGAAAAGGCAAAAAAUUAUGUUGUUAAACGUUAUCAGAAAUGUAAAACAUCAUUAACUGAAACAUUUAGUUUCAAAAAUUCAGCAUCAUCGAUUAAUAAACUAACAACAAUGGAAUCAUUAGCGUUGGAUUUAUUAGAAAAAAUGUUACAAUUUUCACCAUCGAAACGAAUAACAGCUGCUACUGCUAUUAGCCGUAUAUAUCAAAACUAA